AUGAUAUCAUUUUAUAAAUUUAUCUUUACAAGUAAACAUACCAUUGAGUAGACAGGAAUUGACUUGUCAGAUCAGAACUUAAGAGGACAUUUUUUUUCAAUAUCCUAAUAAGAAGAAUAAAUCACUGGUUACAUUAUGGCUGUACCUGGUAAAAAGUCAUCUCAAAAACUCUCAUCUACACUAUCUCGAGGUGGUGCUGAAGAUUUUAACAUUUUCUGUGAACAAUGUGACAAAGAUGACAUCAGACUACCUGCCUUUGGUUACUGUGUGGAUUGUGAGGUACAUUUAUGUCAAACUUGCUUUAACACUCACAGACGACCAAAACCACUACGCCAUCACCAACUUCUAGACAAAGAUCACAUGCCACAUAAACAAGACCUCAAUAAAUCAUUAAAAUCUACUUCAGGCCCACUGGAUGGUGAUUCAGCAAAGCCUUGUACAAAACAUACAAAUGAAGUGAUAAAGUUUUACUGUCAUGACCAUAAUGUACUCCUAUGUAAUGUUUGUGUGACCCUUGAACACCCAACAACAUCCUGCCAUGUGGACUACAUACCUGAUAUAUCAGGACAGAUUUUAGGCAGUACUGAGUUCAAAGAAACACUAAAAGAUAUUGGCAAAUUAACAGAGGAAUGCGGCCAGAUUACAAAAGAUUUGAAACAAAGAGUUGAUAAAUCAACAAUUUCUCUGAAAGAUGCUAUAGUAGAAAUAGCGAACUUUAGGACAGAGAUAAACAAGAGAUUAGAUGAACUAGAAAUGGAGGUUAAGAAUACUGCUAUAACAAUUCAACAUGACAACAACAAAAAGUUGAAAACAACAGAAACUACAUGUGAUGAGAUCAACAAAUCUCUCCAAGCAUCAGCUGAUACUUUAAACACCGACAAGAAAACUGACCAUCUAUUUAUAGAUCUUAAAAUAGCUCAGCAACUGAUUCUAGAUUAUGCCAAAAUCACAACACAACUACAAACAAGCGAUGAUAUUUACGAAUACAUCUUUAAACCAAAUCAAGCAAUGAAAAAACUCCUUCAGAAUGAGAAAUCAAUUGGUACAUUGAGAAAAAAGGAACUGAAGCAACUAGCUCAACCAAAGAAUAAGGCUGCUGUACCGAUGAAAAUGUCUACCACCAGAAACAUUGAUGCUCAAACUUCCUCAGAUAAAGAAUAUUGCUGGAUUACUGGUAUCACUGUCGCUCCUAAGAACCAAUUAUUUGUAGCAGAUAACAAUAAUUCCUCAAUUAAAAUGAUAGAUAUAAACAGUGGAGCAAUCAAACAACUACUGCUCAAAUCACAGCCCUGGGAUAUCACCAUAGUGACCAGAGAUACACUUGCUGUUACAUUACCAGGCAUUAAAACAAUACAGUUCAUUUCCUUCUCCUCAAAGUCUUUCUCACUGAAAAACAAACUGAAAGUAGAUGGAGAUUGCUGUGGAAUAAGCCAUCAUCUGGGGAAACUUGCAGUUGCAUUUACAUAUCCUGCUAAACUCCAAAUCAUGGACUUGAAAGGUAAUUUGAAAAUUGAAGUUGAGAAAGAUUCCAAUGGUGACAGUAUUUUCAGUAACCCUAAUUACGUCACCACAAACAGCCAUUCAAUCUAUAUAUCUGAUGUAGGCAAAAAAGAAGUUAUAUGGUUUAAUUGGCAGGGAGAGUUGAUAGGAAGGAAUGUAGACAUUAAAAGACCAUUCGAUAUCUCACUAUUAGAUGACGGGUCCUUCUUUGUGAGUGAUGACUGGUGUAAAUGUAUAUAUAGAGUAAGUGGUGAUUGUAAAGACAGGACAACUAUACUGGAGAAUGUAGAGGAUCCUCAAGCUGUAUGUUGGUGUCCUGAAACCAGUACACUAUGUGUAAGCUCACGCACAAUUUUAUCUAGAGAGAGAGACAAUCAUAUUAAACUGUAUAAAGUGGUGUAGAACCAAGAAAUGACAAUUGAUGCAUUCAAGGUUUGACAAAACACUACUAUUAGGUUAAGAACAUCUGAUCAAGCAGCAUUCAAAAUCACCAGCAUUCCAUAUCACAAGCUUUUAAGAUUACCAGCAUUCAAUAUCAACAGUAUUCAAGAUCACCAGCAUUCAAUAUCAACAGUAUUCAAGAUCACCAGCAUUCAAUAUCAACAGUAUUCAAGAUCACCAGCAUUCAAGAUCACCAGUAUUCAAUAUCACCAGCAUUCAAGAUCACCAGCAUUGAAGAUCACAAUAUUUUAAGAUCACCAUCAUUGAAGAUCACAAUAUUUUAAGAUCACCAGCAUUCAAUAUCGAUAGCAUUAAAGAAACAAGCUUGUUAGAUCACAUGUAUUUAAGAUUAAGAAUAUUCAAGAUCACCAGCAUUCAAGAUCACCAGUAUUCAAUAUCAAUAACAUUCAAGAUCACCAGUAUUCAAGGUCACCAGCAUUCAAGAUCACAAGUAUUCAAAAUCACAAGUAUUCAAGAUCAUCAACAUCCAAAUUCACCAGCAUUCAAUAUCACCAGCAUUCAAUAUCAUCAGUAUUCAAGAUCACCAGUAUUCAAGAUCACCAGCAUUCAAUAUAACCAGCAUUCACUAUCAUUAAUAUUCGUGAUCACUAGCAUUCAAAAUCACCAGCAUACAAUUUUUCAGAGAAAAAUGUAAAAAAGUGUUGAUCUCUAUAUGAGCCGCGUCAGUCACGACAAACCCAACAUAAUGGGUUUGCGACCAGCAUGGAUCCAGACCAGCCUGCGCAUCUGCGCAGUCUGAU
This is a messenger RNA of Ruditapes philippinarum (Manila clam), 2702 nucleotides long. RefSeq names its product E3 ubiquitin-protein ligase TRIM71-like. The transcript has 2 exons. Gene Ontology annotation, cellular component: nucleoplasm; chromatin. The record is from RefSeq and is a predicted model, not a curated record. The coding region runs from base 136 to 1902 and encodes 588 amino acids. Gene Ontology annotation, biological process: positive regulation of DNA-templated transcription. Gene Ontology annotation, molecular function: ubiquitin-protein transferase activity; zinc ion binding. NCBI's taxonomy places the organism in Eukaryota, Metazoa, Mollusca, Bivalvia, Venerida, Veneridae.